Messenger RNA from Blastocystis hominis, 273 nucleotides. RefSeq lists its product as hypothetical. The record is from RefSeq and is a predicted model, not a curated record. The coding region runs from base 1 to 273 and encodes 90 amino acids. The transcript has a single exon. Lineage: Eukaryota; Bigyra; Opalinata; Blastocystidae.
AUGGAAGACUGUUCUUUUGAUGUGGAUGCGUUUGUAAGUGAGUUAGAGAAGACCAUCCAGCCCUGGACGUAUAGCGCCGUAAUUGAAUUUAUGGAAUUAUUCACAACCUCGCUUGAAAUGGAUGAUAAGUUCUACGAUUACUUCCUUAAAAACAAAACGGAGGCAUCUGCUCUGUCCGUCAUACUGACAUGUAGUACAGUGGAAAGACAGAACACUGUACUUUCCUGGAUUGUGAAUAAUAAUGUCACGAAUCUGUAUUUUGCGGUUCAUUAA